This is a messenger RNA of Parnassius apollo (apollo), 720 nucleotides long. The record is from the annotation of a GenBank genome assembly. Lineage: Eukaryota; Metazoa; Arthropoda; Insecta; Lepidoptera; Papilionidae.
AUGGAACCAGCGAACUACAAGUUCUCCUACAAAGUGAGCGACUACGAGAGCGGAAGUGACUUUGGCCACGUGGAAAACCGGCAGGACGAUAAAGCAGAAGGGACGUACUUUGUCGUACUUCUUGAUGGAACCAAACAGGUGGUAGAGUACGAGGCUGAUGAAGAUGGAUUCAAGCCAAGGAUCUCUGUAAUACCAGCCGACACUGCAUCUAGUCGCGCAGGAGAAUUGGAACAAAAACAAUACAGUAACAAAAUUGAACUAACUGGUAUAUCGGGUAUAGAUAACAUUAAUCAUCAUCAAGUAACUAAAAUAUUAGCAUCCAAAUUAGAUAUGGAUGCAAAUUCAGUUAAAAGCAUAAAACAGAUAGAAGGAAGAAAAGGAAAGGAUGGAUAUCUGCUACUAGAACUAAGUGAUGAAACAGAGAGUGAGAAAUGGAUCCAAGCCGCAAAAAUGAAGAUAUUAAAAAUUAAUGAUAUUCUUCCGAAUGCGCCAAUGAUAUAUAAUGAGGGUAAAGAUAGAAUUACGUUAAGUCGCGCACUCACAAAGACAAAUAAGAUAAUCUUGUGGAAUGCAAAAAAACAAUUAGGUUCCGAAUACAAGUACAUAUGGUUUAAAAAUGGACACAUUUUCGCGCGAAAAGGAGACAAAGACAAGAUCACAACCAUUAGGUGCAUCGAAGACAUCCAAAUACUUGCAAAAAAAUCACUAUUCAGUCCCUAA